Molecule: messenger RNA, 3468 nt
Organism: Pochonia chlamydosporia 170
Lineage: Eukaryota; Fungi; Ascomycota; Sordariomycetes; Hypocreales; Clavicipitaceae
Exons: 2
Coding region: 1-3468 (1155 amino acids)
Source: RefSeq, a predicted model, not a curated record
AUGUCGUUCGACCUUGAGCGAGCAAGCGAGGAACUCUGGAGAAAUGAAGGUGCUAGGCGUCGCAACAUAGCUCCCAGUCCUUCUUUGUCGUUCAGUCCGUCCAUGUCGUCGGGGAGCAACCCACAGCCAGCUUCGCAGCAGCGUCACCGACUUGCUACGGGGAGCUCAGCAAGCCGAGAGAACCAGAAGGCCACAAACCGCCUGUCAAAGCAGAAGCCAGUCACAUCUGGCUUCCUAAAAGACCGAUUUGCUUCCCAAGAUGACUUCUCUCCGUACGGUACCAGCCGGUACUCUCAUGUUUACCUGGCCGGGUCACAAGGCUGUCUGUUGCUGGACCAGGUCCAACAAGAGCAUAAGACUGCACCACCAACUGAGGCGCGAUCGCUGGGUUCCAAGAGGCCAGAACAUGGUAACCUGGCCAAACGCAGAAAUAAAUCCGAACUCCAAUUAUCAAGUCCUACACUAUCGAGGCGGUCCAAAUCGUCCGUUUCGCUUGUCGGGAAAAGGCAAAACAUAUUCGACUCUGAAUCAGCACUACGUGUUCCAAGGCGCCAGUCCACAGCAGAAGGUACUUUGAGCACCGGUAGUCUUUCUAGCCUGCAGUCAGUGUCAAGACAUAAUACGGAUAAUGGGAGCCGGCAAAAAGAAUUAGGCGAGUCGGGCUUCGUCAAAUUGGACCUUCUGCCGGUAUCGCCUUUGAAUCCUCACUUUCUUGACGAGUACCAAUCCUCUCCUCCCGCCAGUUCGGUCAAACAUGAAGUUCUCGACCCUACUUCCGCGAGCGGCUCAUCUCAGUCUAGGUCCUCAUUUGAACAUCCUGACUCUGUCGUCGGCGAUUCUGGGUCAAGCAUGCCCUGCAUACCGAUGCGUCGACGCUCAUUGAUCCGAACACCGGGCCUCGCAUCGAGGCCACCUCCUAGCGAUAAAGUGCCUGGCUUGCCAAAUAUCUCACAGCCUUCAGCGUCUAUAGCGUCUGUUCUCUCUGGUGCGAGGGUGUCGAAGAAAAGCAGCUCGGAGAACAAGGACAAAGGUGAUUUGGAUCAGCGAAAGACGCAAACGAAUUUGCCAUUGCCGAGUUUACCCAAGAUGAUGGAGCAGGAGCGACCAAUUACACCUUGUGAAUCUGAAUACCAGCAACUCGGCGCCAUCAAAUUUGGGACAUUGCGGAUCACAAACGCUUCGCCGGCACCUAGUUAUUCACUUGACAGUGAUGAAGAAGGAGAACCAGCGAGACCAACCGCUACGAGGGUAACAAACGACGUAAGCCAUCAGAAAGGCAGCCCUCGGCACGGUCCACGUGGUGCAUCUAAUCUGCGCGUUAGCAGCACUGUGCGAUGGGCAACGAUGAACGACGCUGAAAACAAAAUAAAAAACCAGGACGGCCCAAAACGUACGUUUCCUGUCACAUCAAACUCUGAACUGGAUAGAUCUUGGACCUCAGGUGAGAAGUUGCACCCUGAGUCCAUUGAAAACCGCUUCGCGUAUCCAGGGGAUCUAGUCGGAGAGUCUCAGGAUAGCUUACUGGCGGGAUCCUCGUCGCCACACUCUCGCCCUGCACGGGAGCCUUCAUACAGCCACGUCAAAACUGAGGUAGCUCCUCCAUCCGAAGAAUGCGAUACCGAAUAUUCAAGAAACGAGGUCCUUGAUGUCAGAGACGACCCUAGUGCAAAGCCCAUCCGCGAGUGGUCGGAGAGUAAACAAACGAAUCAAGUUAUUCAAAAAGCGCUCUCUAGCUCAGACAGCGGUAUUGCAUCCGCCAACUCUUCCCUCAGCUCAAAGAGAACACUAUCAAAUGCCGACAGUGCUUAUAGCUCCAACGCCUCCAUUGAGUCGAGCCCUUCCGGUUCUGGUGCUGUGGCCGCUGAUAAAAGUGCGCUUAGAGGUGUGUCAACACAAGGCGCUCAAACUCGAAAGCGCCAUACGGAUAAAAAUCCCAAUCAGACUGGAGAUCAGCAGCUCAAGGAUGCUACUCGAGGCUCGUUACUUUCCAUGUCCAGGAGCAGUAUAAGGCGACUAUCCUCCAGAUUCCGACCUCGGCACAGCCGUUCCUUUUCAAGCAUAAGUGAAUCUCAUCCUGUUAUUCAUGAGCAGAACUCAAACGAAGCGGUUCGCGAUAAGGAUACUCCCCGGUCCGAAAAUGCUGAUAUUCGCCGAGAAGAUACUAUCACACCUGGGUCCGGCGGAAACAGUAGCAGUCAAAAGACAGGCAAGCUACAAUGGUUUUCUGUACCUCAUAAAAAGAACAGUUUUACCACCAGUUUCGCCGCACAUGAUAUUCAAACUGUCCCCUUAAUUCCAAUGGACGUGGAAGAACGGCUCAGACAGCACAGUCGAGCAUUUCCAACUACCUCAAUGCGGCUGACCAAGAAGUCAACGCGAAGUGAGGAAUCAUUAAAGACGAUCAUUAGCGUGGAAAGCAAGGAAGAAAGCAUUUACGAUCAAGCUGUCGAUGGCGUUUACGAUGAGAGUGGCUACAAUAACGGUGGCAUCAACGGCCGCAGAAGUCACAAGAGCUUUUCGAACCUGAACAGAACCAAUAGCGUGCAGAAUCUGGGUAGUGCAAGAACUAUCAAAAGUAUCGCAAGUUCCAGUUUUGCUAAAAGCAACACAAAUGUCCAAGGGAUGAAUGUCACUAAGAACUUUCAGAUUGAAGCUUUAUCCUUCAUAUCCCAUGAAGACAAAGAGGGAGAUAGCGAUUCCCAAAGACCAGCUUCCGGAGCUGCCGCAUCAGGAGAGAAGGUAUACACUAUCCGGCGGAAACCAGUACCUUCGCAGCGAGAGCUACCUCCUAAGAACAAAGAGUUGGUAGUCCAGCAAAUUGUAUCCCCCAAUGCCGAACAUGGCACAGAAGGAAUGGCGCAAAAGGACGGUUUGGCUAUGUCGAAGAAUCAGAAUACCCGCACCACCUACGAUGAGAGAGCGCGCUGCACCUUUAAGACCAGCCAGGAUCAGGACCCUUCAAACCUAACAGCAUAUAAAGGCAAGGCUACUGCCUCCGCGCCGAAUUUAUUAGGUUCAUCCGCAUCAACAUCGAGUAUUGUCACCAAAUCUGAGACCGACCUUCAUACACCGGAAGUAGACAAGAAUUUGCCGCCGGAGCCACCACCACGAUCCAUCCUACGCAGCUCUUUUUCAAAAGCAACCCGGCAACAGAGUCGACCUGAGCAGCAGUCCUCCCAGCUCAAUAUGAACAACCAGGAAAGCAUGAAGCGUCAUCCGUUGCAUUCGAACCAUGUACGAAGCCAAAGCACAUCUGCUCUGUCGCAAGGCCAGACAACAACCUCACAAGACGAUUUAGCAGCAUUGUCAACGAUACGCCGGCACUCUACUCUCCUUCAUAGGCCAGCAUUUUCAGAACCUUGGGCUGCGGCUUCUCCUGCGCAGCUACGAGAUGGAUCAAAGCCACCAUACCGAGUUCUUCACAGCUACAAUUCACCAGCAUAUAAAAACACACCAAUUUGGGGAUGA